AUGCGAUGCGCGAGCAAGGCUGCCGAGAGCGCGUCUGCACGUCUCUGUGCGGAUGCCGAAGCAGAAACCGCAGCAACUGAUGUCUCAUCGGUUGCUAAAGCGACUCAGCCUGUAUCACCUGUAGAUGCAGACGCUCGUCAUGAAGACACUCAUGUCUUCACAGAGUAUGAGCUCGGUGCCUCAUGCUCACCUGAUACGGAAGACGUAUCCGUAUCGACGGCUAUCGAAUCCCAGCCGCCUGCCAAGCGUGGCAUGGAUGAUGCUACACGUCGUAGCAUCUUUGGUUCAUCUGACGAAUCAGAUGAACCAUCGCCAAAGCGAAUGCGCUCGAGAUUGCAAGUCGCGGGCGCUCACAGUGGUGUCGGUUGUCCUAUUGACACCACUUCACAGCGAGGUGCCAGUACUUCUGUCGGCACGUCGCAGGAAGAGCGGGACCGCAAUGUCUUGCAUCUAGCUCCUGAAAAGAAGGCAUGGAUGCCUCCUAAAUCUAUCAUGGAUCACUUGUCGGCGACGAUGAGUGAUCGUUAUCGAACAAGGUUGUUCGAUUCGUCAAGGAUCCAUCACCUUGACCCCAGUGCGAAGAACUAUCUCACUGAGCAUGAAUUCUUCAUCGAUGCUUUCUUUAGACAUCGAUGGUACAGUGGAAUCACAAACGUGAUGGUCCCUCACUGCUUCAAGCGUGGAACACCUACAUCCAUAACCUUGAGGAUGUAG
This is a messenger RNA of Peronospora matthiolae, 714 nucleotides long. NCBI's taxonomy places the organism in Eukaryota, Oomycota, Peronosporomycetes, Peronosporales, Peronosporaceae. The record is from the annotation of a GenBank genome assembly.